AUGGCCUCGGUUCAAAAUUACACACUUCGCCAGCGACGAUUUGCUCCUCUUAGCCCAGAGAGGAAAGGAACAUCAAGUGCCCCACCGUUGAAGGGGAUCGUUUUCGACGUGGACGGAACAUUAUGUCUUCCUCAAAACCACAUGUUUGUCAAGAUGCGAGAUUCUCUUGGGAUCCUCAACAGCGACAUCGACAUCUUGCACCAUAUUAGCAGUCUCCCAACCCCCGAGCAACAGCUUGAAGCCGCAGAUAAGAUCAAGGCCGUCGAGCGAGAGGCCAUGCAAACCCAGGAGCCUCAGCCGGGACUGGUGGAGCUCAUGGAUUAUCUCCACGAACGGGGAGUCAAGAGGGCACUUUGUACACGGAAUUUUGAUCGAGGAGAGAAUUUAAUCAUGGUUGGUGACAGUAUCGAUGAUAUGACUGCUGGCCAUACAGCAGGCGCUGCGACUGUCUUGCUCUUGAACGACCACAACGUUCAUCUCAAGGAGCAUCCCCAUACGGAUCUGUGCAUUGAGCGGUUAGAUGAGCUCAUCGGCAUCCUAGAUGGAGGUUUUGUCGGAAACCGUGUUGGCAACAAGGUUCCUACUAGUGACUAG
Molecule: messenger RNA, 594 nt
Organism: Aspergillus pseudotamarii
Lineage: Eukaryota; Fungi; Ascomycota; Eurotiomycetes; Eurotiales; Aspergillaceae
Product: putative haloacid dehalogenase-like hydrolase
Exons: 5
Coding region: 1-594 (197 amino acids)
Source: RefSeq, a predicted model, not a curated record